UUCAAAGCUUUCCAAGAAGAGAAUUCCAAAAGCAAUAAGAGAGAAAUUGAAAGUGAUUUAUAGUACAGCCUCCAUGAGAGUAGGUUGCAUUUGGUGAAGAGUAGGCUGUGAAGUGUGAAGCAUAUGAAAGAGAGAGAAAGCGAAGUCUCGCAGCGAUUCCCAUGCAACUAAAAGUGGGCUUGUUUACUCAAUCACAAACAAAAACCAAAUAAACAAUUAAAAAAAAUCAGACCUUCCAUGUUCUCUUCACAAUUUCAAGUUUCACUAAUGACAAAAACUUUAAUAAUACUUUAUUUUUCAGUUUCAAUGGUUGCUAUUUGAUUCAUAUUUUACUCGCUUCCUCACUUCCUGGAUGCUACACUUUAUAGUUUAUACCUCACUGUCACCCACUUCAAUAUUUCUUGAGAAAAUUCUCUGUUUUCUCAGGAAAGUCUCUGUUUUUUGAAGUGGUGGAAAGCUAAUACGUUGUGAGCUUUUAACCAUUUGAAACUUUCUAGAGAAAGUUCUCUGUUUUCCCAAGAAAUUCGUUAAAGUGGCAUUUUUUUUUUCUUCGUUCUCGUUUUUUGUUUGCUGGUUGAGUUGAGUUUUCUUGUUAUUGUUGGUUUUAUAUGAUUUGACAAAUGGCAGAAGAAGUAUUGGUGAGACCAGGGAGGUCUUUGGCUGAAACUCCUACUUACUCUGUAGCUUCGGUGGUUACUGUAUUGGUUUUUGUUUGCUUCUUAGUUGAGCGCUCCAUCUACAGAUUUGGAAAGUGGUUGAAGAAGACCAGGAGAAAGGCCUUGUUUGCCUCUCUGGAGAAACUUAAAGAAGAGCUGAUGCUGCUUGGACUAAUAUCUUUGUUGUUGGCGCAAUGGGCAAGAUGGAUAUCUGAGAUUUGUGUAAAUUCAUCUCUUUUCAACAGUAAAUUCUAUCUUUGUUCACAAGAGGAUUAUGGUAUAAUUGAAGAUGUCCUACUUGAAAGUUCCACAACUUUCCUAAACAAAACUGAUAUUCCUCCAAAAGGGAUAACUACUCGAACCUCUCAUCAAUGUGGUGAGGGCCGUGAACCAUUUGUAUCGCUGGAGGGUCUCGAGCAGCUCCACCGGUUUUUAUUUGUUCUGGGUAUAACACAUGUUCUUUACAGCUGUUUAUCCGUUGGUCUGGCCAUGAGCAAGAUUUAUAGUUGGAGGAAGUGGGAAAACCAAGCCAGCUUAGUUCCUGAAGAGAAUUUGCAAGCAAAGAGAAACAAGGUGAUGAGACGACAAUCGACCUUUGUUUUCCACCGCACAUCUCAUCCAUGGAGCAGGAGUCGCAUUCUCAUUUGGAUGCUUUGUUUCCUUCGGCAAUUUAAGAGUUCUAUAAAGAAAUCAGACUACUUAGCACUGCGAUUGGGUUUCAUCACUAAGCACAAAUUGCCACUUUCUUAUAAUUUUCAUGGAUAUAUGGUUCGAAGUAUGGAAGACGAAUUUCAUGGAAUCUUGGGGAUUAGCUUGCCACUUUGGGGUUAUACAAUAUUGUGCAUCUUCAUAAAUAUUCAUGGUUUAAAUAUUUAUUUUUGGCUCUCUUUCAUCCCUGCCAUACUUGUCAUGUUGAUUGGGACAAAGCUUCAGCAUGUUGUAUCUACAUUAGCCCUGGAAAUUGUAGAGCAAACAGGUCCCUCCAUUGGGGCUCAAGUAAAGCCUCGUGACGAUCUCUUUUGGUUUGGAAAGCCUGAGAUACUGCUAAGAUUGAUACAGUUUAUUAUAUUUCAGAAUGCCUUCGAGAUGGCAACAUUCAUUUGGUCCUUAUGGGGGUUUAAGCAAAGAUCAUGCUUCAUGAAAAAUCAUUUAAUGGUGGUUAUUCGGCUAGCUUCCGGGGUUCUUGUUCAGUUCUGGUGUAGCUAUAGCACAGUUCCUCUGAAUGUAAUUGUUACUCAGAUGGGAUCACGGUUUAAGAAAGCCUUAGUUGCUGAAAGUGUAAGAGAGUCACUACACAGCUGGUGCAAGAGAGUGAAGGAGAGAUCUAAGCGCGAAUCUGCACAUUCAGUCGCUACAAGAUCAGUAUGUUCACUUGAUACAACAAUCGAUGAAGGAGAUGAAGUUACAGUUGCAUCAGGCACUCUAUCUCGGUCAUCUUCCUUAGGCUCAAUAAAUGGGAUAACCGUAGCAGCUCCUGAGCAUGUUGAGACUUCGAACUCGCUUCAAGUUGAACUUUCUUCUCGGAUCGAAGAGUACUUAAAUGACAGUACAUCACAUCCUCCUGCCAUUGAUGAUGAUGAUGACAAUGAAGAUAACAUAGAGGAACCAAAAGUUGAGACUCUCUCAGAUUUGUUUCGAAGAACUUGAUUAAAUUUUAUCUUAAAAUUACAAGAAUUGUUACCUUUUUACAGUGCUAAAAGAAUCAGAAACUUGAUGACAACUAAAAAACAAUGCAAUUAAUACACAAUCUGCCUGACAAAAGCUUUUACUAAUAUUAGGUAAACAUUUGGUAGCACUGUCAA
Molecule: messenger RNA, 2458 nt
Organism: Jatropha curcas
Lineage: Eukaryota; Viridiplantae; Streptophyta; Magnoliopsida; Malpighiales; Euphorbiaceae
Gene: MLO4
Product: Seven transmembrane MLO family protein
Biological process (GO): defense response
Cellular component (GO): membrane
Source: RefSeq, a predicted model, not a curated record